Strongylocentrotus purpuratus (purple sea urchin) is the source of this 1583-nucleotide messenger RNA. RefSeq lists its product as uncharacterized. NCBI's taxonomy places the organism in Eukaryota, Metazoa, Echinodermata, Echinoidea, Camarodonta, Strongylocentrotidae. Gene Ontology annotation, molecular function: box C/D methylation guide snoRNP complex binding. Gene Ontology annotation, biological process: box C/D snoRNP assembly. The coding region runs from base 95 to 586 and encodes 163 amino acids. The record is from RefSeq and is a predicted model, not a curated record. The transcript has 4 exons.
AUCGCGUGGCACCGUACGUGAUCCUGAUCCUGAAAGCUGUAAAAAAUUGACUUUGAAUCAUCCAUUAUCCAUAUAGGGUCAAUUUAUUUAGAAGAUGAAUCCUUCACAAGAACUACUCAAUAUUGGGGAGAAAAAUAUUCAGGAUUCCUUACUGAUCAAGAAAAGUAAACCAUUCAAGAUGGGGCCUUCAUCAGUACUGGGCAGAGUGAAGUCUUUUUUACCACAAAUGGAGGUGGCCAACAAGCAGCUUGAAGAGAAGAUAGCGGAUGGUGCCAUGGAGGACCUAGACAUUGAAAAUGUUGAUGAUUGUGAAGGACCCAUCAUUGAAAUGAACCUUGCCUUGUGUGCACAUGAUGAAAAUUCAGAUGACGAGGAGGAGGAGGAAAGUGAAGAAGAUGAGAGUGACAGUGACGAGGACAACCGUGUAGGACUGAAAUAUGACAAGUCAGAUUUAGGAGAUGCUACCCUCUCAGAACUCAAGCUACCUGGUAAAGGAAAGAAGCCUAAAGAUGGAAGGACAUUGAUUGAAGUGAUGCCGGGAGAGUUGUCGGAUGAUGUAGGAUGUAAUGAAGGUGAUAAGACAUAGCUUUAUGGAAAUGGAAUAUUGAUGCACAAACUUUCAUGCAGAGGAGAGAGUGCUCGUUGAAGAAAUUCCAAAGACGCUCUUCAAUCCAAAGCCAACCGGUUUCAAAAGUUAUAUCUGAAAUGAAUAUCAUUAUAUCACUAGGUAACAUUAUGGUUCCCUGUUGUAGUGUUUUAGAUUUCAUCUUGAUACAACCAGUGGUAUAGGAUCAAUCUUUAUGAUUCUGAAUUUCAAAGAAGAGGACAAUGUCUUCGUCCAAACAUUCAAUACAAGUUUGAAAUUCAGAAAGGAUUUGAUGCCGACAGCACUUAAAAGGGUUGAACUUCUGGAUAGAUUCCUCAAAUACUAUCCUGUGAGGAAAAGAACUCAAUGGGCAACUGUAUAACAAAACAAGACAAAAAAAUGAUUUAGACUGAAUUACAUAAUCACAUAUGAUACAUACUAUUUAAAUUUGGGCAGAAAAGGUAUUAUGUCCUGUGAGUUACCAAAAUCAUUUCUUUCUUUCCAUUAAGUUGACAUUAAUAUGACUAGAGCUUGUAUCAUACAAAAUGAGAAAAAAAUAGCAUUUACACUUUACAGUGGAUUCUCGUUGUAACAAUUGGGACCAAAGAAAUUACCUUGUUAUAUUAAGAAUCUUGUUAUAUCAGGGUAAAAAAUAAUAAUAUAAAGAGUUGGAACCAGCCUUGUUAUAACAGAUACCUCCUAUAUCAGAGCUCCUCAUAAUUUGGUUCGACUGAACAAUUUUAUUUCCUGUUACUAUUCAUCUUGGACUUCAUUUUUGUCUCGCCUGCGUAGCAAAAAGCGAGACAUAGGCGCCGCUUUUCUGGUGGCAGCGUCAACAUCAAAAACUUAACCUAAGGUUAAGUUUUUGAAUUUGUAGUAUUAUUUUGAUAGUAUAAGUUCUCAUUCAAUGAAACUUGGACUAUAGGGUUAUCAAGUAUUCCCAAUUAUGUGGGUAGAAUUUCAGGUCACAAAAUCAAGGUCAAAGGUCAUUUCAGGU